GAUAUGACGGGGUGUCUGUGGGAUAUGGAAGAGAGAUGCUCGGCUUCGGUGAUGAACAUCUGGGCUACGUCGGACAGCCUCAAGCGAGCCUAGGAGUAGCACCGGCGCAUGCCCUCGAUCCCCAUCUUCAACCGCACCUCGCAAUGGACCCGCGCUACGGCUCUCCGGCGAUGUGGGGGAACGCGAUGGGGUAAACGUGGCCAUGUGAUGGACCUGCAGUCCGCGUUUUUGUUUGGAAACGACGAAGAAUAUGUGCUCCGCUCGAUAUGCGUUGCAGCUCGACAUUGCCUACGGGCAAUCAUAGAAAGCUUCCUUCUGUCGCAACGACAGUGCUGGUUAGGAACGAUGAACGACCUCAACAGCAGUGGUCGAUAUGCGUAAUCCGUGAUAUGGCCGCCCGCCGUGAACUCUUUCAGGUGCUUGGCAAGCAGGAAAUCCGGAAAGCCUUGAGGACGCACCGCUAGUCGCUUGUACUUACUUUCUCGCUGGUUCCUUGUUUUCUUUAUACUUCUUCUUUGGUGUUACUUUUGUCGAUAUUUCCUUCUUUCCGCUGUGACUUGCCUCAGAUGAGCUUGAUACUUGUUCCUCGCGGGUGUUCGACUGAACACCGUUGUACUAUACUUACUUAUUUUCUCUUGAAAGCGCCCAGGAGCGCAAACGAUAUCUUCAAUGUCAAAGUAAAUAUCUGCUGUUC
Messenger RNA from Schizophyllum commune H4-8, 694 nucleotides. RefSeq lists its product as uncharacterized. Lineage: Eukaryota; Fungi; Basidiomycota; Agaricomycetes; Agaricales; Schizophyllaceae. The transcript has a single exon. Bases 36 to 194 code for a protein of 52 amino acids. The record is from RefSeq and is a predicted model, not a curated record.